CAAAUAUGGGGGUUUAACCACCAAGUACAGCAAAAGGAAGGGUUCUGCAUUUUCUUCCAGAAACCAUUUUCUUGCUUGUUCAAUCAAAAUGCAUCGACGUUCAUCAAUUUCUCUCUGUAAAUCGCUUCUCAGACACCCUUUUGAGAAAUCAACAAUACCCAAAUCUUAUUUUUCCAUAAGAACUCGUACAUCUCUCUCAAAUUCAUCCUUCAACCUCACGAAAACCCGACAUUUUCUUGGUCCGACGAGUUCAAAUUCAUCAACCCAGCUCGUAAACUUUCAGAAUUUAAGGCGAUAUAGUGUUGACACUGACAGGGAAGUUGAUAAAAUCAAUCUCAAGUUUGCAGAGGCAAGAGAGGAGAUUGAAUCAGCUAUGGAGUCUAAAGAGACUGUGUAUUUUAAUGAAGAAGCUGAAUGUGCUCGUGAUGCUGUUAAGGAAGUUCUUGAUUUGUAUCAAGGGUUGUUGGGAAAGGUGACAGAGAGUGAAAAGGGGGUGAUUCAAAGGUCUAUGGGGCUUAAGAUUGAGCAAUUGAAGGCUGAGCUUGAGCAAUUGAAUGAAUGAAUGAGAGGUGAGCAGUGUUUAGUUUGGUUACAGUUUAUUUUUCUUAAUUUUAGUUUAUUUGAUCAAUGUAUGACUACAAUAACUUCAUUGUUAGCAAUAAAAAAUGCAAAUGCUUAUAAUUGGAAUCGUGUGUAACUGGAUGAUGGUCUAUGACUUGUCAGUAUGAAUUUUGUUUGAUUGUUGUGAAGAUUGUUGUAAGACGUGCGUUUCUGAAGCAAUUUUUCAUGGUGGAUAAAUUUGCAUA
Messenger RNA from Solanum lycopersicum (tomato), 806 nucleotides. RefSeq names its product embryogenesis-like protein. The record is from RefSeq and is a predicted model, not a curated record. Lineage: Eukaryota; Viridiplantae; Streptophyta; Magnoliopsida; Solanales; Solanaceae.